Drosophila navojoa is the source of this 2931-nucleotide messenger RNA. RefSeq names its product Semaphorin 2a (gene Sema2a). NCBI's taxonomy places the organism in Eukaryota, Metazoa, Arthropoda, Insecta, Diptera, Drosophilidae. Gene Ontology annotation, biological process: semaphorin-plexin signaling pathway; negative chemotaxis; axon guidance. Gene Ontology annotation, cellular component: plasma membrane. Gene Ontology annotation, molecular function: semaphorin receptor binding; chemorepellent activity. The record is from RefSeq and is a predicted model, not a curated record.
ACCAGUGAUCUUGUUGUUGUCUGUUUGUGAAGUUUGCGCGUUCGUCUUUGUUUGGUUUUCUUUAUUGUGAAUUUGUGUUAUAAAAAAAUUGCAGUCGGCCGCUGACCAAUUUUAUUUAAAAGGACUUUUUUUCCUGUGCGGCCUGGCGAGCAAAUUGCCAGCGGUCGCCAGUUGGAUCAACAAACUCUCCCCCUCUCUUUUCCGCCCGUGUAUCUGCGUGUGUCUGUCGGCAGGCAAUAAAAAAGAGAAUAAUAAUCCAAUUGAGGUUUGGGCAGCCCAGUGUGCCCACACCCCAAAUACAAAAAAAAAAGUAAACCAGAAUGCAAGCGCAAUUGAUUCCUUUGCUGGCGCUGCUGCUGCUGCUGGCAUGCGUAGCCCAACAAAUAGCUGCCGACUAUGAGAACACAUGGAACUUCUACUACGAGCAGCCCUGUUGCGCCUCCAACGAGCCGUCGAGCUAUGGGCGGCACAAGCGAGAUCAUGUGCGCGAAUUCACAUGCGGCAAACUCUACUACCGCACGUUCCACUUGAGCGAGGAGCGCGACUCACUGUAUGUGGGCGCCAUGGAUCGUGUAUUCCGUUUGAAUUUGCAAAAUAUAUCCUCAUCGUAUUGUGAUCGCGAUGUCAUAAACUUGGAGCCAACUCGCGAUGAUGUGGUCAGCUGUGUGUCCAAGGGCAAAAGUCAGGUCUUUGAUUGCAAGAACCAUGUGCGCGUCAUACAAUCAAUGCAGCAAGGCGAUAGGCUCUAUGUUUGCGGCACCAAUGCACACAAUCCCAAGGAUUAUGUCAUCUAUUCCAAUUUGACUCACUUGCCACGCUCGGAGUAUGUGAUCGGCGUUGGGCUUGGUAUAGCCAAGUGUCCCUACGAUCCGCUGGACAACUCAACGGCCAUUUACGUGGAGGAAGGUAACCCCGGCGGACUGCCUGGCCUGUACUCGGGCACAAAUGCGGAAUUCACUAAGGCUGAUACUGUGAUCUUCCGGACGGAUUUGUAUAAUACGUCGGCAAAGCGCCUCGAAUACAAAUUCAAGCGCACGCUCAAAUAUGAUUCCAAGUGGUUGGACAAACCCAAUUUCGUGGGCUCCUUUGACAUUGGCGACUACGUGUACUUCUUUUUCCGUGAGACGGCCGUCGAGUACAUCAACUGCGGCAAGGCGGUCUAUUCGCGUAUCGCGCGCGUCUGCAAGAAGGAUGUGGGCGGCAAGAAUCUGUUGGCCCACAACUGGGCCACGUAUCUGAAGGCGCGGCUAAACUGCAGCAUCUCUGGCGAAUUUCCGUUCUAUUUCAAUGAGAUACAAUCGGUUUAUCAGCUGCCCAACGACAAGACGCGCUUCUAUGCCACGUUCACGACCAGCACCAAUGGCCUGAUUGGAUCAGCCGUAUGCAGUUUCCACAUCAACGAGGUGCAGGCCGCUUUCAAUGGCAAAUUUAAGGAGCAAUCCUCUUCAAACUCCGCCUGGCUGCCGGUGCUGAACUCUCGCGUGCCAGAUCCGCGACCCGGCACAUGUGUCAACGAUACCUCAAAUCUGCCAGAUACCGUACUCAAUUUCAUACGCUCGCAUCCACUUAUGGACAAAGCCGUAAAUCACGAGCACAACAAUCCGGUCUAUUAUAAAAGGGAUUUGGUGUUCACAAAGCUCGUUGUUGACAAAAUCAAAAUCGACAUACUGAACCAGGAGUACACCGUUUACUACGUGGGCACCAAUCUGGGCCGCAUCUAUAAAAUCGUACAGUAUUACCGGAACGGCGAGUCGCUGUCCAAGCUGCUGGACAUCUUCGAGGUGGCGCCAAACGAGGCCAUCCAGGUGAUGGAAAUCAGCCAGACACGUAAGUCACUCUAUGUGGGCACCGAUCAUCGCAUCAAGCAAAUCGAUUUGGCCAUGUGCAAUCGCCGUUACGACAAUUGCUUCCGUUGUGUGCGUGAUCCGUACUGCGGCUGGGACAAGGAGGCCAACACGUGCCGGCCAUACGAAUUGGAUCUGUUGCAGGAUGUGGCCAACGAGACGAGCGACAUUUGCGACUCGAGUGUGCUGAAGAAGAAAAUCGUCGUCACCUACGGCCAGAGCGUGCAUCUGGGCUGCUUUGUCAAGAUACCGGAGGUGCUGAAGAACGAGCAGGUCACCUGGUACCAUCACUCCAAGGACAAGGGACGCUAUGAAAUCAAAUACAGCCCCACCAAGUACAUUGAGACAACGGAGCGCGGCCUGGUUGUGGUGUCGGUGAACGAGGCCGAUGGCGGACGCUACGAUUGCCACUUGGGUGGCUCGCUGCUCUGCAGCUACAACAUAACUGUCGACGCACACAGAUGCACGCCACCGAACAAAAGCAACGACUAUCAGAAAAUCUAUUCAGAUUGGUGUCACGAGUUCGAGAAGUAUAAAACCGCCAUGAAGUCCUGGGAAAAGAAGCAAGCGCAAUGCUCCACGCGCCAGAACUUCAGCAGCAAUCAGCAUCCCAAUGAUAUCUUCCGCAAGAACAACGUUUGAUACCACGACAAUAGCGUCACGGUCACCAUGCCACACAUCCAUGUCCAUUAAGCGUUUCUACUAAACCGUCAAGAGUUCCCAAAACAACAACAAACUGCAACAAAUCAAAUCAAAUCAAAUCGUAUCGAAUCGUAUUGGAGGAGUUCAUAAAAUAAUAAUAAUUAUAAUUAUUGAGCGCCCAGCUUAAGUUGCCGCAUCGUCAUCAAUCAUUACGUAUCACUCAUCACUCAUCAUAGUUAAGCAUAAACUCCUAUAAACUGCAUUUAUACGAAUAUCAACUUACAUAUGUGUAUAGAGCAAAAACACUUCCAGUACAGUGCAUUUAUUCAACAUGCGAUGAGAGCUGAUGGGAUAUUAAUAAAUAAUUCAAGAGACACUUGUCUAUGGCAUUUAGAGAUGCAGAUACAGUUAGUUACAGUUACGAUUACAAUUACAAUUACAGUUG